Molecule: messenger RNA, 937 nt
Organism: Strongylocentrotus purpuratus (purple sea urchin)
Lineage: Eukaryota; Metazoa; Echinodermata; Echinoidea; Camarodonta; Strongylocentrotidae
Exons: 5
Coding region: 149-868 (239 amino acids)
Molecular function (GO): oxidoreductase activity
Source: RefSeq, a predicted model, not a curated record
AGCAAUAACAUUAAGAGUGCGCACAGGUCACGAAUAUACUCUAGAUAGAACCGAAGAUCAAUCUAGGAGCUUGAUCAGAGGCGAGUUCUGUGACGAUUUAACACAGUCUAACAAUAAUUCUAUCUAUCGUCCACCUUUGCUUUGGACGAUGUUCAUUCUAGUUGUUUCCGCCAUUGUCCUGGGGUGCAAUCUUGCCCCCUUCUACGCAAGCGCUCAGGCUCCUAUUCCAGAGAGUCCCCCUGGAUUCGUUUACAAGUCCACCUCUCCUGAUGUCCCCAUCCUGCUAGAGGCCUGGGUCGAUUUGAUCUGUCCAGAUGCUAAAGGGGCAUGGCUGACGUACCAGGAGGUGGCUGACCAUUAUGGGACCGAUACAGUGAGGUUUUCAGCGCUCAUGUUCCCUCUUCCCUAUGAUAGGGCUGCCAUGAAGGCAUCGCAGGGAUCGUUCGUCGCCAGAGACAUGAACCCCGCCUUGGUUUACGCGUGGUUUAAUAAUGUCUUCGACAAACAAGCCGCACUUUAUGACAAUGCUAUCUACGACAAAACAACUGAAUUCAUUGAUGAAACUCUGGCAACUUGGGCAUCUGAGGUUGGUUACGACAAAGAUCAAUUUCAGACCCGUUUGAACAGAUCCGACCCCGCUCAUUCACAAGCCAGAGUCGAGUUCAAAUAUGGAGCUACACGUGGAGUAUUCGGGACGCCUCAGACCUAUGUCAAUGGUGCCGUGGUCUAUUCUGAUUCUUCCUGGACGCUAGCGGACUGGAGGAACAUCAUAGAUCCACUGAUCUCAGGAAACAGGGUUUACUCUCUUUCUGGCAGCAUGAUUCCUGUUUGGCUGAGUGUGACCCUAGCAUUUGUACUCCGGAAGUAAAUCAAGAUCAAGACCAGAGGUCUACUCUAUGUGAUGAAAUUAAAGUAUUUUAAUACUUAUGCAUUUUGC